Messenger RNA from Nilaparvata lugens (brown planthopper), 1760 nucleotides. RefSeq names its product histone-lysine N-methyltransferase NSD3-like. Lineage: Eukaryota; Metazoa; Arthropoda; Insecta; Hemiptera; Delphacidae. Bases 316 to 954 code for a protein of 212 amino acids. The record is from RefSeq and is a predicted model, not a curated record. The transcript is spliced from 5 exons.
GAAAUGUAAAUCAAAGAUUUACAGCAUUUAAUUGGGAUUUUCGUGUAAUAAUUAUUCAUUAAUUAGCAUUUGAACAUAUUCAAUUUCCAAUUUAUAUUCAUCUGUAGACUGGCUGCCUGCUAUGGCUUGCAUAAAAAGAGCGCUGCUAUCCAGAGAUUGUCAGAUUUACAGCAUUUUAUUGGGAUUUUUGUUUAAUAAUAAUUAUUCAUUAAUUAGCAUUUGAACAAAUGCAAUUUCUAAUUUAUUUCCAUUUGUAAAAAUAUAGUCCUUCAUUACUGCUUUAUGUUUAAUACGUUUCUGUUGGUUUGUUUCUAGAUGGCAAAGAGGCGAUUCGAUGAGGAAGCAGCUAAUGCCCCUCGUCCAAAGAGGAGGCGCAUUGGUGAUGCGCCUCCACUAGGCGUAAGAAGAUCGGAGAGGAUCAGACAGCUAAAUUUGGAAAAUGAAAGAGCAGAACAAGAGCUGCAGAGACUUGAACUGCAGCAUCAGGAACGCCAGAGACAGAGACCAGAGAGAAGGCAACCAAUGAGGAGACUAGCAGAGAUGGUUGAUCGUGAACCUCCAGUUCUCCCACCACCACCCCCCGCUAAUAUUGUUGGAAAUCUGUUGUGGGGCCGGCUGGGGAAACAGCCCUAUUGGCCGGCAAUGGUGGCGGUGGAUGAGGACGGCCUUUACUUCAAGCAGAAAAUGACUGCUAAUGGUGUCCUUAGGCGGCAAUUCUACGUCGAAUGGUUGGCCGACGGGCGGCGGUCAUGGGUGGGGGCCACUUAUUUGGCCCCAUUCGAGCGCCCGGGAAAUCCCACCCCUGAGGGUCUCAGGAACACCCUUAGGGAGUGGGUCCUAAACCAUAGGAAAUGCAAGGAUUCAGUUAAGGCACUCAAAAUUCCCCGCAGACUGCAGGGGAAAAUUGACGCAGCAAUAGAGGAAGCAUUGGAAUUACAGGACAAUUUCCAUUAAAAGAGACAAAGGCUUGGGGGUUAAUAAAAAAUGUAAGGAGCUACUCAGCAGAGGAGGGCAGUGUCUGUAGGGUGAGUGACAAACAUCAAUUCAUUUCAUUUUAAUUGUUUAUUCAAUCCAUACUCAAAAUUAAAUUACUUCUGCUUAUUACACAGGUACACUAUAUAACCUCAUAAAUUUAUCCUAUUUUAAAUUCAUCCAUUAAUUUAUGUGAUUAUGAUGAUAAUGAUAAUUUUUUACUAAUUUAAAUUUCUAAAUUCAAUUUAUAAUUUAAUUAUUAUGAUUGACUAUGCUUGAUGGACAGACAGGGAGAUUGCAAACCUCACUUGACGAAAGUUUAAAUAAUAGUUUUUCAUUGUUAUCAAUUCAUGGUAUCAUAAAAUUAUUUUUAUUGGUUCAAUGUAAUAGAAUUUCAGCCCUAUUUAUAGAAAUAAAAUAUAUUACUGAAGUCGUGCAUAACACGACUUGUCUUAGCUCAAUGCAUCAAUGGAUGGUGUAAUAAUAUUAAUAAAUAAGAAAGGAUUACAAGUCCCCAACAUUUUUAUUACUUAAACCCUUUUGUUUUGCAAAAUCAUUUAAAAUUUUAAUAAUAUAAAUAAAGAAAGGAUAAGAAGACCCCAACAUUUACAAUACCUCAUUGGCAUAAACUUUCGUCUGUCCGUUAUCUUCCCAUAUUCUGGAUCUUGGGGGAUUUCGAUUACAUUCGUCUCAGUUACCAGCCUAUCUGGAAAAUGUUAACAAUGUAUUGAGUAGGUGGAUAAUUAAUUAAUUUAGAAUUAUUGAAACUUGGUCCAACAUUGGAGGUU